This is a messenger RNA of Sphenostylis stenocarpa, 873 nucleotides long. Lineage: Eukaryota; Viridiplantae; Streptophyta; Magnoliopsida; Fabales; Fabaceae. The record is from the annotation of a GenBank genome assembly.
AUGUCAAUGUUGAGAUCAGUUUGUCAGCUAAGAGUGGGAGUGUCAACUCCAAAACCUUCCCUCCGUCCCUCAAUCUUCUUAUCAUCCCUUUCCCACCACAUUCCCACUCACUCACACACCUCUUUUUCCAGAACCUUCCGUUUCCACCCACCUUCACUUCCUCUUUCACCCUUUCUAUCCCUCAUGCCUCCCAAAGCAGCAGCUUCCUAUGGCACUGGGAGUAGUGAGGCUGAAGGUGGUAGACCGAGGGAACUGUUGGUGCAGCAUUUGUUGGUCAAAGAGGAUGACCAGAAGCUUCUGUUGGAUCUUCAGCAAAGAAUCUCUUCAGGUGAAGAUUUGAGUGAUCUUGCGGUGGAACAUUCAAUUUGCCCAUCCAAAGAAGAAGGCGGAAUGCUUGGAUGGGUCAGGAAGGGACAAAUGGUCCCUGAAUUUGAGGAGGCUGCCUUCAGUGCACCUUUAAACAAAGUUGUAAGGUGCAAAACCAAAUUUGGAUGGCACCUGCUGCAGGUAUUAUCUGAAAGGGAAGAAUCAAUUCUUCAAGACAUUCAACCUAAUGUACUGCAUGGGAAAAUUCAAGAUCCUAGUUUUUUGGAGGAGGCACAGUUAAUUGACGUUCGAGAGCCUGAAGAAGUGGCCAAAGCAUCUUUGCCAGGAUUUACUGUUCUUCCCCUCCGACAAUUUGGAGACUGGGGGCCUGAAAUAACUACCAAAUUUGACCCUCAAAAGGAUACAUAUGUUAUGUGUCAUCAUGGCAUGCGGUCAUUACAGGUUGCCAAGUGGUUGCAGUCACAGGGUUUUAGGAAAGUAUACAAUCUCUCUGGGGGAAUCCAUGCCUAUGCUGUUCAGGUUGACCCAUCAGUCCCCACAUAUUGA